Penaeus vannamei (Pacific white shrimp) is the source of this 509-nucleotide messenger RNA. The record is from RefSeq and is a predicted model, not a curated record. NCBI's taxonomy places the organism in Eukaryota, Metazoa, Arthropoda, Malacostraca, Decapoda, Penaeidae.
CCAAGAGAGGUCAUGGACUCGACCGACACCAAGAUCGAGCUUCCGGUCGACUUCUUCGACGCGAGGAAGUGCAGGAGGAAAUCUACGCAAACUGAGGCCCUGGUGUGCAGCCGAUCAAGAGGCGCUCUCUUCACGCCCUCUCUCUCUGAAGCCAGCGACGCCUUUCUCUCCCUCCUGCUGGGGCGAAGGACACCUCCGUCGGCGUGCGGGCUUUUCGAAGUGUUUACGAAGACGAAGGGAGAGAGUCACUGGGAGUAUGUUGUGCUAUCUAAUAGACACAGUGGCAGAAACUCGCCAAAGAAGGGUGUAUAUUCUCUUCGUAUCAUUCAAUGUGUCAGAAGGUUAAGAAGAUGUGUCAACAAAGUAUGAUUGAUAGCUUUCUCCCUCCCUCCUUCUCCCAAGCCUCCAAAAGACCCUUUUGAAAAGAAGCUCCUUGCAUAGUAACAAUCGAGCUGCUUGGAGAGGAAGCAACACAGCUCACCCAGAUGCCUUACUCCCCAGCAUCUCAC